AUGGCUCCUGCUCAGCCUGAGGCCUUCAAGAAGGAGGCUGACAUUAAUUGUUCAGAGUCAAUUCGAAACGGAGAAGUUGACCUUCGAGGUGCUUCUAUCAACAACGGUACAGUCGACCAAAUGGUGGCCCUUGAACUGGCAAUCAAUCAUCGACGCCUGAAUGCACGACAAAUACAGCUCACCAGUAUUGCCGGAUCAAUUGGAGCAGCUCUGUUCGUUGCUAUUGGAUCUGGUUUGACCGGUGGCCCUCUUGCCCUUCUUCUUGCAUUCCUCUUUUGGGCAACUGUUGUCUUCAGUGUCGCCAAGUGCCAAUACGAAAUCGUCACCCAGUAUCCUCUCGAUGGCUCAUUUAUCCGUCUGGCAGGCCAUAUGGUUGACCCAGCCUUGGGUGUGGCUUUUGCUCAAACGUCCUACGUAAUCUUUGAGUGCACAAUUAUCAACUCGCUUGUCCAAGUUUGGGGUUAUGAUCAGUCUCCAGCUAUCCUCAUUACGAUUUCUAUUGUGCUCUAUAUGGCCAUCAACAUAUAUCUUUGGCUGGCUCUCGGCAAGAUUCUGUUGGCAGCUGGACUGCUGCUAUUCACUUUCGUUGCUAUGCUAGGCGGAAACCCCCUGAACGACCGAUUUGGAUUCAGGCACUGGAAAGAUCCCGGCCCAUGGAAAGGCGAGACUGCCGGGGAGCAACUGAUGUCUUUCGUCAAUGGAGUCAAUGUUGCUGGGUUCGUCAUGGCUGGCCCAGAGUACAUCUCAAUGAUCGCGGGAGAGGCUAAAGACCCUCGGCGCACCAUUCCCCGAGCUUUCAACACCAUCAUGUACCGUCUAGUCUUUUUCUUCAUUGGAGGAGCGCUUGCUGUUGGAAUUCUCGUUCCCUAUAACGACCAGACCCUGACCGGAGGAGCUGACACCUACGCUGGUGCUUCACCCUAUGUGAUUGCAGCGGUUAGGCUUAAAAUUCCGGUUCUGCCUUCAAUCAUUACUGCUGCCCUCAUUACCAGCAUCGUCUCCGCUGGAAAUGCGUAUACCUUUAACGCCUCUCGCAGUCUGCACGCUCUGGCACUUGAGGGACAAGCACCUAAGUUCCUCCGGAAACUCAACAAGCAUGGUGUUCCUUAUAUGGCCGUUAUCGUUGUCAUGGUUCUGGCCUGUUUGUCAUAUCUGGCGCUUAGUUCAGGAACUGCCAAGGUUUUGAACUGGAUUUUGAAUUUUUGUACCGCAGCCACAAUGCUCAAUUGGGCCGUCAUGUCAUUCACAUACAUUCGCUUCCACCACGCAAUGAAAGCGCAGAACAUUGACAAGAAGUCAUUUCUACCUGUUGUGUCACGACUACAGCCGUAUGCUGGAUACUGGGCAUUCUUCUGGUCCUUCUUCUUUCUCUGGGUCCAAGGCUAUGCCGUUUUUCUGGAUGGCAAAUGGGAAGUCGCUACAUUUGUUUUCAACUAUGGGAUUAUAGGACUGGCUACUGUCAUCGCGAUUUUCUGGAAGAUCUUCAAGCACACAAAGUGGCACAAGUCCAAGGAUGUUGACCUGCACAGCGGCCUGGAUUUCUUCGAGGCUUUGGAUGAACACUACCGCCAAGAACGGGAGAACAACCCUCCUUCUAAGUUCGGUAGAGCUCUAGAAAAGAUGUUUUAA
Molecule: messenger RNA, 1629 nt
Organism: Clonostachys byssicola
Lineage: Eukaryota; Fungi; Ascomycota; Sordariomycetes; Hypocreales; Bionectriaceae
Source: the annotation of a GenBank genome assembly